This is a messenger RNA of Aspergillus nidulans FGSC A4, 1637 nucleotides long. RefSeq names its product multifunctional nuclease RAD27 (gene fen1). Gene Ontology annotation, cellular component: mitochondrion; nucleus; nucleoplasm. The transcript has 5 exons. Gene Ontology annotation, molecular function: hydrolase activity, acting on ester bonds; 5'-flap endonuclease activity; nuclease activity. Lineage: Eukaryota; Fungi; Ascomycota; Eurotiomycetes; Eurotiales; Aspergillaceae. The record is from RefSeq and is a predicted model, not a curated record. Bases 238 to 1425 code for a protein of 395 amino acids. Gene Ontology annotation, biological process: base-excision repair; DNA repair; DNA replication, removal of RNA primer.
GCCAAUGUGGCUGUGGCAGUUCUCAGGUCUAGUACUUCAGGGCUCCGUAGAGGACUUAGUCUAGAUAGGUAGGACUGGGGAAGUGGGGGAAUCACGUGUAUAUAUCGCAUGACGCUAUACCAAAUGCAGUCUAAUGGUGUCAGCGCGUUCAACGCGUUUCAUGCCCGCCACCGUGCUUGACUGCUCUGCUUUCAAGCUGCGGUCUUGCCUAUUACUGAGUUCACUGACAAGCUCAACAUGGGAAUCAAGCACCUCUAUCAAGUGAUCGCAGAAAAUGCGCCCGAUGCCAUCAAGGCAGGGGAUAUCAAGAAUCAUUUCGGCCGGAAGGUCGCCAUCGAUGCAUCAAUGAGUAUUUACAGUUUUCUCAUCGCUGUACGCUCCGAAGGCCAGCAGCUCAUGAGCGAUACCGGCGAGACCACGUCACAUCUCAUGGGGAUGUUUUACCGGACGCUACGCAUGGUGGAUAAUGGGAUCAAGCCUCUAUAUGUUUUUGAUGGAGCUCCACCGAAACUCAAAUCGGGCGAACUAGCCAAGCGGAGCGCUAGGAAACACGAAGCCACUGAAGCGCAUGAAGAAGCGAAGGAGACGGGCACGGCGGAAGAUGUUGAGAAGUUCUCGCGACGGACUGUGCGAGUAACGAGGGAGCACAAUGCGGAGUGCAAAAAACUCUUGAAGUUGAUGGGGAUUCCGUACAUCGAUGCUCCUACCGAGGCAGAGGCGCAAUGUGCUGUGCUGGCUCGCGCGGGCAAAGUCUAUGCCGCAGCAUCGGAAGAUAUGGAUACGUUAUGCUUCGAGGCGCCGAUCCUGCUGAGGCAUCUGACUUUCAGUGAGCAGAGGAAAGAGCCUAUUCAAGAGAUUCAUUUGAACCGUGCUCUGGAGGGACUGGGCAUGGAUCGAAACCAGUUUAUUGAUCUCUGCAUUCUACUUGGAUGUGACUAUCUGGAGCCCAUUCCCAAAGUAGGGCCCAAUACCGCUCUAAAACUGAUCCGCGACCACGGUACCCUGGAAAAGGUGGUUGAGUCCAUCGAGAAAGAUCCUAAGCAGAAAUAUGUCAUUCCGGAAUCUUGGCCGUAUCAGGAUGCCAGAGAACUCUUCCUGAACCCAGAUGUCCGAGAUGCCAACGACCCCGAAUGCGACUUCAAGUGGGAGGCGCCGGACAUCGAAGGCCUUGUAGAUUUUCUGGUGAAGGAUAAGGGAUUCAAUGAAGACCGGGUGCGCAACGGUGCUGCCCGAUUACAGAAGAACUUGAAAACCGCACAGCAGUCGCGUUUGGAAGGAUUUUUUAAGCCGGUUGCUAAGACAGACGCGGAGAAAGCAACCCUGAAGCGCAAGCACGACGAGAAAAUCCAAGAACAGAAGAAGCGCAAGAAAGAGGAGGCUAAGGCGAAAAAGGAAGCGAAGGCUCGACCACGAGCUGCUGUAUAGAUCCCAAAAAAAGUUUCUGGAGGUUGUUUGGAAAGAUCACGAAGGGCGAACCUUCUUACCAUUAUAGCUGGGAUAGGCGUUCAUGGUUACGGCUAGUUAGUGGGAGUCCAGCGGCGCGUUGUUGUAAUCUGUAUUUGCGUCUACUUAAUUUGCGUCCACAGUAGUAUCGAUUUGUGAAGAGAGUGUCAAAUUGUAAUCGUCUUGCUCCGUCA